Mauremys reevesii (Reeves's turtle) is the source of this 2213-nucleotide messenger RNA. It is a transcript of the gene MAZ, whose product is annotated as MYC associated zinc finger protein. Bases 30 to 1415 code for a protein of 461 amino acids. The transcript is spliced from 8 exons. Gene Ontology annotation, biological process: regulation of transcription by RNA polymerase II. Gene Ontology annotation, cellular component: nucleus. The record is from RefSeq and is a predicted model, not a curated record. NCBI's taxonomy places the organism in Eukaryota, Metazoa, Chordata, Testudines, Geoemydidae. Gene Ontology annotation, molecular function: RNA polymerase II cis-regulatory region sequence-specific DNA binding; DNA-binding transcription activator activity, RNA polymerase II-specific.
GCCCCUCCCCACCCUGUGACCCUCCCCCCAUGCAUGUCCCCGAACCCACUCCCAUUGGCUGUACCAUCCCAGCCCCUCCUGCCUGGUCCACUGGGAUGAUCAGCAGCGAAACGUGGCCAUUGUUAGGGACCAGAGUUAACGCCCGCAGAGUCACACACAGAAUCCCCUCCAGGUCGGGGCCGAAAUCCAGUCCCGGUUUUUCUCCUCCCAGGGCUGCACCCAGAGCCCCUUCCAGAUCUUAUAUAAUUCUGUAUGUAGUACGAAAAAAUGCAGUCAGAAUAUGUAAGGCUGCCGCCGCGGCGCCCCCGCCACCCGCUCCAGCCACCUCUGCUGAUUCCCUGCAGGUGGACCUGCUCCCGGUGCUGGCAGCCGCCCAGGAGACGGCCGCGGCCGCGGCGGUGGUGGCGGCUGCCACGGCCUCAGCUCCGGCCGCCUCCACGGUGGACACGGCAGCCCUGAAACAGCAGCAGCCAGGGCCCGAGGGGAGCGGGGGGCAGGUAGCCUCAGCCCCGCAGGCCGCCUCCCAGGCCCCCCCGGCCCAGCCGCCCGCGCCGCCGCCCCCCAGCGAGGCCCAGAAGAAGUCGAAGAGCAAGGGGCCGUACAUCUGCUCGCUCUGCGCCAAGGAGUUCAAGAACGGCUACAACCUGCGGCGCCACGAGGCCAUCCACACGGGCGCCAAGGCCGCCCGCGCCAGCCCCGCCGCCAUGAAGAUGCCCACCAUGGUGCCCCUCAGCCUGCUGAGCGUCUCCGCCCUGGGGGCGGGCGGGGGCGGGGCGGCGCCGGGGGCGGAGGGGGGAGGGGCGGCGGGGCUGGUGACCACCACGGCCUCCGGCAAGCGGAUCCGGAAGAACCACGCCUGCGAGAUGUGCGGCAAGGCCUUCCGCGACGUCUACCACCUCAACCGGCACAAGCUGUCGCACUCGGACGAGAAGCCCUACCAGUGCCCCGUGUGCCAGCAACGCUUCAAGCGCAAGGAUCGCAUGAGCUACCACGUGCGCUCGCACGACGGCGCCGUGCACAAGCCCUACAUCUGCAGCCACUGCGGCAAGAGCUUCUCCCGGCCGGACCAUCUCAACAGCCACGUGCGCCAGGUGCAUUCGACAGAGAGACCCUUCAAAUGUGAGACGUGCGAGGCGGCCUUCGCCACGAAGGACCGGCUGCGGGCACACACGGUGCGCCACGAGGAGAAGGUGCCGUGUCACGUGUGCGGCAAGAUGCUCAGCGCCGCCUACAUCACGGACCACAUGAAGGUGCACAGCCAGGGGCCCAACCACAUCUGUGAGCUGUGCAACAAAGGUACGGGCGAGCUGUGCCCCCUGGCAGCAGCAGCGGCCCCGCCCACCUCGGCCGUCACCGUCCUGCCCAUGGAGGGGGCCCCGGUGGUCAGCCAGCCGCUCCCCACGCAGCCCUGGUGAUUCCUGGGGGGCAGGAGCCGACCUCCCGCCCUGUUGUGCCCCCACAACUCGGCAGCUGGAGCCCCCCACCGCGCCACCGGAACUGGAGAGGAGUGUUGGGCCAAGGGGAGACGCGACACCGGACAGACGGGGGCCCCCCAAGAGAGGGGGACCCCCUGCCUCCCACAACCGUCCUCUUCCCCCUGGACAGAGGGGGGGCCGCCCGUCACCUCUAACCCCCAAGAGCCCCCCCCAAAUAAAUCUUAUUCCAUCCUAGUCCCCACGGCUGCCCCCCACCGCCCAUCAGCCACAUUCACAAAGGGGUGGGGGAGCCCAGGGCUGCGUGGGAUGGGGGGUGUCACUGACAUUGCUGGGGGCUGGUACCAGCCGUGGGCCAGUCCCCCUCCCCCAGGGGAGACCCCCGAUUCCCUCCUGUCCUGGGGUCCCCCCAGUGUCCCCCUCAGCCUUGACACCCUUCUGUCCAGGGGUCCCCUGCCCCCCCCCCCCCCGUUUUCUAUGGGAUUUUAUGAUUUGUUUUGUUUUCUCGUGUUCGUGUUCUCGGUCCCGCCGCGUCUUGCGUUGAUUCCGCCCCCCCCUGCAUGGCCCCGACUUCGGGGGACCCCCCCCCUUUUGUAUUGUAUAAAACCACCAAGAAACAGACAAAUAAACCAUGCGCCGCUUUGAGUCUUUCUUCUACCACGAUGGCACCGGAGACCCCCCCGGGGGCCCCCUCACCCCCGGCACCCCACUUCCCUCCCCGGGGGCCCCACUCCCCCCGGCACCCCACUUCCCUCCCCAGGGGCCCCACACCCCCCCGCA